GAUUUAAAAAUGAAGAGUUCGAUUCGAUUCGUCCUGCCUUAACGUUCAAAAACUUCUAUCUGUGUGGUUCGGUGCUUCUUCUCGCAGUGUCUUUUCCCUCCCAAAUUGGUGAUAUCAUCGUUCGGUGCUCAUGCUUUCACCCCGCUGGAUCAGUGAGAGAUUUGUUUCGUAAGUGCGAAAAUGGCGAGACGUAGAGUCAAGAGAACCGUUCGAAAGACUGAAUCCUCACCUGAAGCCAAUAGAAACGGCAAUGACGAGCCCAAGGAGGGUCAAAUUGAAUCGCAACAAGCUCAAUUCAUAGACCUCGAGGUUGAGCGACAAGCUGCUGCCGUUAGGGCUGUGCGUGAUGUGGAGGUUGAACAUUUGCUGACUGAGUUGCGUUUACUUCGGUCGUAUUUUAGCAAGGAACAGCUCCAGAAACCGGUACUACAAAUUUUUGAAGAAAAUUUCCCAAAUCUUUCAGUUCUAAAUGACAAAGAGAAUAAGAAGCUUGAAUUGAGAUGGAAUAAUAAAGACAAUAGGAUGUCCAUGAGCUGUGCUGAAGGAAGAAAUGUACAUGCUUCUCUUCUGCAAAGAUUGUCUAUGGCUUUUCCUGACUUCUCUUCUGCAAUCCCUCCUUUGGAUGGCUUUGAAUACUCUAGCAAGGCUGGAAGAGCAAGUCUUCUUGGCUCUGACAACUUGUAUAUUAAAGAUUUUAGUUUGGAGGAGCCAUCCGAAGCUCAGACUCUCGCAAUGCAGGAAGCACUUCAGACUCCUGGGGUGAGUAGUCAAAGAUUGUCUGUAGGGAUGACACCCAAAACGCUUAGGCUGCCCAAACCUGGCGAGAUGCUUCUUUCUGUCCAUGGAUCACCCCUCGGUGUUUACAAGGAAAAUAACAUGGAAGCGAUACGCGAAUCAGAAGAGGGUUGAAGGCCUACUAAACCCCUUAAGUGGCUCAUAGUGGUUCAAAAACAAGCAAAACUCAAGAGUUGCCCCUGACACCAAAGUAGAUUGACUAAAUGUAAAUAUGGCGGCCUUCCAGCUUCCGAGGAAUUGGUAAUCAUGCGGACGAAAUUAACUCAGCCAUAGAGCCAAAGAGUUCUGAAUACUGGGGUACUUUGUAUGAGUGUUUUGUUUCAUGAAAAAAUGCUUUGGUUGUAAACUUGCUCUUUAUGGACCGAUUUACAGUAAAAUAAUUAACUUCUUCCAUUCCAAAAGAGAGAAGGGAAGAGAGGGCGUGUUGGGGGACUCAAUGGUUAUUUAGCUAACCUUAGAUUGGUUUAUGCAAUGUUUAGGUGAGCGUAGCAUUUUAGUGUUGUAGUUUUAUUUAUCUUAGCAAACAAAUCAUUGGUACUAA
Messenger RNA from Neltuma alba, 1336 nucleotides. RefSeq lists its product as uncharacterized. Lineage: Eukaryota; Viridiplantae; Streptophyta; Magnoliopsida; Fabales; Fabaceae. The record is from RefSeq and is a predicted model, not a curated record. Bases 181 to 909 code for a protein of 242 amino acids. The transcript has 8 exons.